Molecule: messenger RNA, 2141 nt
Organism: Zingiber officinale
Lineage: Eukaryota; Viridiplantae; Streptophyta; Magnoliopsida; Zingiberales; Zingiberaceae
Product: protein KINESIN LIGHT CHAIN-RELATED 1-like
Exons: 2
Coding region: 34-1905 (623 amino acids)
Molecular function (GO): protein binding
Source: RefSeq, a predicted model, not a curated record
GAGCUUUCGAGGGUUUCUGUAACCUCGAAUUCGAUGCCCUUCGGCUUCGAUGCUUCCCUUGCUCGCCUCGCCAUGAAGCGAGCACUCUCUGCUUCUCUGCUGUCACUCUCCUCGCUCCCCAAAACCCGCCUCUCUGGCGCUCCUCUCACCAGUUUCCUCUCUCGCUUCUCUGCCCUAGCCCCUUCUCCCAUCUCUCCGUCCCCCAGCUGUUGUCCCCUGCUUUCCCCCUUCUUCCCUCCGCAUUUUCCCAGUUGCCCCCUUCGCCGCGGCAUCCGGACAGUCUCCGUUGGGCCGACUCCUCCUAAAUCUCUAAACACGGUCUCGGAAGUACUCGCCGCCUUCGAAUCACUGGAGUCCUCCCUCGACGAUGACACGCUCCGCCUGUCCGAACAGCUUGACUUGCUAGGGUCAGAAGACUUGGAGAAAGCCCUCGCCUUUUCUGUCAAAGCCCUGCAGUUUUUUGAGAAGAGGGACGGAGGAUGGUCGCUCCCUGUUGCAAAGGUCCUUUGCCUGAUGGGUUCCAUCACUUGCAAGAUGAGGAGGUACGACGACAGCUUGGACUCCUUGGAAACUGCGGAUCAGAUCCUUGAGGUCCCACGGGGAGAAAUCUCCGCGCAGAAAGAUGUUGUUAUGACUACUGUCGCCGUUCAGCUCCAACUCGCGAAUACUAAGACUGCAAUGGGGCGAAGGUGGGCGGCUUUGACCCAUCUACAGAACUCUUUUGAGCUGAAAGGUACGAUCUUGGAGGGUAAUUCAAAGCAAAUGGGUAGCGCCUGCAAGGAUCUGGCAGAAGCUUUGGCUGUUGUUCUGGUUUUUGACGAGGCUUUGCCACUGGGCUUGAGGGCAUUAGAGAUUUAUAUGAGACAUUUUGGGGAAAGUUCUGAAGAGGUCGUCCAGGUUAGGCGCCUUCUUGGGGUUAUUUAUAGUGGCUUGGAAGAGUAUGAGGAGGCCUUGGAGCAGAGCGAGCUGUCCAGGAGGGCAUUGGAGUGUUUAGGCCUCGAUGAGCAGUUGUGCGAGGUCGAAAUUGAUGGGGCUAACAUAUUGAUUGAACUAGGUAGAUUGGAACUUGCGACACAAACACUCAAAAGGGUAGCUCAGAAGACCGAGAAAGAAAGUGAGACAAGAGCCUUUGUGCUUAUCUCAAUGGCCAAAUGUUUGUGUAACCAAGAGAAGUUCGGUGAUGCUAAGAGAUGUUUGGAAAUUGCUUGUGGUAUUCUUGAUAAGAAGGAAGCAGAGUCUCCUUCAAAGGUUGCUGGAGCAUAUGUAGAGAUGUCUAUGUUGUAUGAGACAAUGGAUGUCUAUGAGAUUGCUUUGUCUUUGAUGAAGAGGACCCUUGCUAUUCUUCAGGAUCUUCCACAAGAGAGGCAUCUGGAGGGAAGCGUCUCAGCAAGGGUUGGGUGGCUGCUUCUCUAUACAAAGAGGGUACCACUAUCAAUUCCGUACUUAGAAAGUGCAAUUGUGAAGAUAAAAGACUGUUUUGGUCCAAAACAUUUCGGUUUAGGAUUGGCCACUAAGCAUUUAGGGCAAGCAUAUUUGGACACGAAUCAGCCACAAUCUGCGGUGGAGAUGUUUCUUCGUGCAAAGGACAUAAUUGACGAGUCAUUUGGGCUACAACAUGAGGAUUCAAUUGAUACAUACCAAUGCAUUGCUAAUGCUUAUGGAACCAUGGGAAGUUAUGAACGCGCAAUGGAGUUCCAGCAACAUGUAAUAGAUGCUUGGGAAAAUAAUGGGUCCGGUUCAUGGCUUGACAUUAGAGAAUCCCACCGCCUCAUGGAGCAGCUAAAGAAAAAGGUCCGAGGGGAACGCCAUGCUGUAUUUCCUGCAAAUUCCUUACCGACAUUCUUGUUGGAAAACAAAUCUGCUCAGGAUGAUUCUUCCUAUAAAGCCCCAGAUUGCCCAAUUUAGGCAGUCCUGUUCCUUUUAAAUAAAGGCUGCACUCAUUCCAAAUGAGCUCUCAUUUUGGGUUGAAUAGAUGAGCAGGCCCCUUAACAUUUUCCAAAUAUAGAUACUUGAGGUAUUCUUAAGUUGCUUGAUUAGUGCCUAUAUUUUGACAUUACUUUCAUCUUUGUUAGUGUUGUACAGUGCAAAUUUCGUUAUUAUAUUUUUCACUUCUUAUUUAAGAUCAAAUGUUAUGAAUUUCA